Molecule: messenger RNA, 818 nt
Organism: Fragaria vesca subsp. vesca
Lineage: Eukaryota; Viridiplantae; Streptophyta; Magnoliopsida; Rosales; Rosaceae
Exons: 6
Coding region: 48-704 (218 amino acids)
Source: RefSeq, a predicted model, not a curated record
AACUUGAAAACAGAAACCGCUGGAAAACACAGAAGAGAGAUUUGGAAAUGGAGGAUCCGGGAGCCAUCUUGUGCCAAAUCUCAUACCUGAAGGACAUGCUUGACCAGGUGAACGAAGAAAUCGAGGCGAACAUUCAGAUAACGCGGGAGAUCGAGUCGGAGAUCGUGAAAUGCUCGGAAUUCGAGUCCGCUUUGGCGGCGAAAGAGUCCGAUCUCACCAGGACGCUCUACGUUUCGCAGUUUGAGCUCAUCGGAUUGGUCACCGUCACCAAUGAAUUAAGGAGGUCUGUGGAAAAUUUGGAGAGGGAAUUAGAUGGAGUGAGAUUGAAACGGGAGGAGAUUCUUGAGAGAAUCAGCGAAAAUCGGGAAAGGUUUGUGGCAUUGUGCAUGGAAUUUCAGGAGGACAUUGAUGAUAAGGGUAGUGACAAUGUACUGAGAGCUCUGCUGUCUGAGAAGGAGUACCUUCAGAAUGAAAUGCUUAUAUUGGAUGAGAAGAACAAUGCUUUGAAGAACUCAAUGAUGGCGUUUAUUGAGGGGAUUCUUGAAGAUCUUAACAGUGGAAACUCUGCUUUACAGAUUGAGAUACAGAAGGGGAAUCAGGAGAAUGAGAAAUUGCUGAAGGAUAUUAAUAACAUGAAAACUUCAUGGCUCUCAAAUUUUUCAUAUGAUGAUAUCAGUGGAGCAGGAUCGUGGACCUUACAGUAAGCUGAAGGGUGUGUCCCUCCGGCAGUUUCUUCCAAAGAUGAAAAGGUACCAACAAAUUGGUAGGCCUAGAUUUUACUGUUUAAAGCUUUGCUUCAUAUAAAGUUUUAUGGUAUC